AUGACAUUUUCUCUGGUUGGUAAGAGCGUACUUUAUACACAGCAGGAAGCAAGUGAUCUACUCAAUACGAAUAUAAUGUUCAAUAGUUCAUCAUCAGUUCAAUGUACGAUGUUCUGUAGUCUCACAAUUCCUCAAUGUCGUACUUUCGCGUUCGAUUCAUCAAUAUUGCAAUGCCAACUAUUCGCAAGUGAUAUGACUACUGGUAACGUAAUUUAUUCGCCGUCGUCACCAAAUUCUCUUGUAGGUACCGUCCAACUUGCGUCGGAUAUGUUCACAGAUUAUGGACAACCUUGUUAUCAAAACAAGGAUAAUAGUUUUUGA
Rotaria socialis is the source of this 321-nucleotide messenger RNA. The record is from the annotation of a GenBank genome assembly. Lineage: Eukaryota; Metazoa; Rotifera; Eurotatoria; Philodinida; Philodinidae.